Bipolaris victoriae FI3 is the source of this 3384-nucleotide messenger RNA. RefSeq lists its product as hypothetical. The transcript is spliced from 3 exons. Bases 1 to 3384 code for a protein of 1127 amino acids. The record is from RefSeq and is a predicted model, not a curated record. Lineage: Eukaryota; Fungi; Ascomycota; Dothideomycetes; Pleosporales; Pleosporaceae. Gene Ontology annotation, biological process: rescue of stalled cytosolic ribosome; ribosome-associated ubiquitin-dependent protein catabolic process. Gene Ontology annotation, cellular component: RQC complex. Gene Ontology annotation, molecular function: tRNA binding; ribosomal large subunit binding.
AUGAAGCAGAGAUUCUCCAGCUUGGACGUCAAGGUCAUAGCCCAUGAGCUUUCUGCCAAACUUACUUCUCUCAGAGUCACCAAUGUUUACGAUCUAAGCUCUAGAAUCUUUCUCAUCAAGUUCCACAAACCCGACCACCGCGAACAGCUGCUCAUCGACUCGGGCUUCCGCUGCCACCUCACGGAAUAUGCGCGUACUACGGCUGCGGCCCCUUCGGGCUUCGUCGCAAAACUGCGCAAGUACCUCAAGACAAGGCGUGUCACGUCAAUUUCCCAAAUAGGCACCGAUCGUAUUCUGGAGUUCCAGUUCUCCGAUGGACUGUACCGGCUCUACUUAGAAUUCUACGCCGGCGGAAACAUCAUCCUAACUGACGCCGACCUCAACGUGCUGUCGCUUCUGCGAAAUGUGGACGAGGGAGAGGAACAUGAGAAACUUAGGGUUGGCUUGAAAUACAAUCUUACCUUGCGCCAAAAUUACGGGGGUGCUCCAGAGCUCACCAAUGAGAGAGUGCGUCAAGCGCUACAGAAGGCGGUCGACAAACAGCAGGAUCAGCCGGUUGCAGCAGGAAAGAAGGCAAAGAAGGCAGGAAAGGAUUCUUUAAGAAAAGCCCUCGCUGUUUCUAUCACAGAAUGCCCUCCUUUACUGGUCGAUCAUGCGCUUCAUGUUGCCAGCUACGACUCGUCCUUGAAACCGGAAGAGGUUCUUGCUGAUGAUGGGCUCGUGGAAAAGCUAGUCGAGGUGCUACGAGACGCAAGAAAAAUCACAGAUGAGAUCACAAAGACCGACCAGAUCAAGGGCUAUAUUCUCGCAAAGCCCAAUCCAUCAGCCUCAAAGCCCGAGGACGAGUCUACUGAUAAAACGCGUCUUCUCUACGAUGACUUUCAUCCUUUCCGGCCACAGCAAUUUGAGAACACCGACUAUACUUUCCUGGAGUUUGAUGGUUUCAACAAGGCAGUAGAUGAGUUCUUUUCGUCAAUAGAAGGGCAGAAACUUGAGUCGAAACUGACAGAACGUGAACAACAAGCCAAAAAGAAGCUAGAGAAAGCGCGCAAAGAACACGAGGAUCGCAUCGGUGGGCUACAGCAAGUGCAAGAAUUGAACUUUCGCAAAGCAGAAGCAAUUUUGGCAAAUGUCCAUCGCGUGACCGAAGCCACUGAAGCUGUAAAUGGGUUGAUCAGGCAAGGCAUGGACUGGGUCGACAUUGAGCGUUUGAUUGAACGCGAACAAAACUCUGGUAACGCCGUGGCGCAAUUGAUCAGAUUACCGCUCAAAUUGCAUGAGAAUACGAUCACCCUCCUUCUCAACGAAACAAAUUGGGAAGAAGGUGGAGAAGAGGAAGAUGAGGGCAACGAGACGAGCUCUGUGAGCGAGGAUACUGACGACGAGGACGAUCGCCCUAGAAAGACUUCUCUACCAAAACCAGUGGCACGACCACAACUAGCUAUCGACAUUGAUCUUGGUUUAAGCGCCUGGGCCAACUCUACCGAGUAUUUCGACCAAAAGAAGACGGCUGCUGACAAAGAAGGCCGUACCCUUCAAGCAUCUACAAAAGCGCUCAAAAGCCACGAGAAAAAGGUAGCUGAAGAUUUAAAGAAGGGACUGAAGCAAGAGAAGGAAGUGCUGCGGCCGGUGCGCAAACAGCAUUGGUUCGAAAAGUUCAUCUACUUCAUCUCGUCAGACGGCUACCUGGUUCUCGGAGGCAAGGAUGCACAGCAGAACGAGAUCAUAUACCGUCGUUUCCUGCGAAAGGGAGACGUGUAUGUACAUGCAGACCUGAAAGGCGCCAUGCCUAUGAUCAUCAAGAACAAACCAGACACCCCGGAUGCCCCUAUUCCACCAUCGACCUUAUCACAAGCCGGAAACCUUAGUAUAUGUACAUCUGAUGCAUGGGACUCGAAGGCGGUCAUGUCAGCAUGGUGGGUCCGUAGUGAUCAAGUCAGCAAAACUGGACAGACGGGGGAAUUUCUCCCUGCCGGCAUGUUCAAUAUCAAGGGAAAGAAAGAGUUUUUACCACCAGCUCAACUUGUGGUUGGACUUGCAGUCAUGUUUGAAAUCAGUGAUUCAAGCAAGGCGAACCAUCACAAGCAUCGGGUGCAGGAGACUGCAGUUUCUGCUGCCGAAAUGGCUAACGAGCCAGCGAACGAGUCCAAAGAAGCAGCAGCUGCGAAGACUGAUGAGAGCGAUGAUGACGAGUUCCCGGACGCAAAGAUUAAUUCAGACUCUGAUGACGAUUUCCCAGAUGCGAAGAUGGAACACACUGAAGAGAGUGAUGCCGAGUCCGAAGCUGCAGCUCCAAGGAGUAAUCCUCUUCAAUCAUCCACAAGGAAUGCUAAAGAAGACUCUGAUGAGGACGAGCCUGUCGUUGGUAAAGGGGGUGCUGAGCAUGCAAAACCUGGGGAAAAUAAUGGCGUGAUUGCGAAGGAAGAACCACCUGAAGAUGAAGGCUCGAUAGCUGACACUGAGCCGAUAUCGAAGUCUACAGGACGCGGAAAACUAUCUGCGAGAGAGCGCCGCCUAGCGAGGAAGGGUCAGCUUCAAGAGCUGCCUCAAGUGCCAUCUGAUGCAGUUUCUGCAGCUGAUGGGGCUGAUCAAGAUGAAGGUGAUUCCGCAGAGGGCGGUAGCGCUAAGGCACCUACAAAGGUGGAUGGAACUGUUACAUCGCAGAUGAACAAGCAAAAGAAUGCCCCCCUCCCACGUGGAAAACGUGCAAAGGCGAAAAAGCAGGCAGCGAAAUAUGCAGCGCAAGACGAGGAAGAUCGUGAACUGGCCAUGCGGCUUUUGGGUUCCAAGUCUGGCCAGCAAGCUGCGGAAGCCGCGGCACAGGAGAAGCGUCAGAAGGAAGAGCAAGCACAAGCCGACAAGCAACGCCGGCGCGAACAACAUCUUCGUGCUCAAGCUGCGGGUAAGGCUGCCGAAGAGGCCCGUCUCCGUGCACUCGAAAAUGCCGAAGAUGAUGACGAAGGCGACGAAGUCCUAAAAACAAAUCUGCAAAAUCUCGAUGCAUUCACUGGCCGCCCGUUACCGAAUGACGAGCUGAUCUCGGCAAUCCCAGUCUGUGCUCCUUGGUCCGCCCUCUCGACUUACAAGUACAAGGCCAAAAUGCAGCCUGGGUCCACGAAGCGCGGCAAAGCUGUUAAAGAGGUGCUGGCCAUCUGGGAUAAUGCGGGUAAAGAUGCCAAGAUUGUUGAUAAGAAUAGCCAGGAUGUCGAGCGCAUCUGGCCCAAGGAAAUUGACCUGAUUCGUGGAUGGAAGGAGACGGAGGUUGUGGGUGUGGUGCCUGUUAGUAAAGUGCGAGUGAUGAUUGCGGGAGGGAGGCGAGGGGCGGAGAUUGCAAAGGGAAAGAAGAAGAGUGUGAAGGGUGGGAGGGGAUCGAAGAAGAAGUGA